This is a messenger RNA of Onychomys torridus (southern grasshopper mouse), 2583 nucleotides long. RefSeq names its product fatty acid hydroxylase domain containing 2 (gene Faxdc2). NCBI's taxonomy places the organism in Eukaryota, Metazoa, Chordata, Mammalia, Rodentia, Cricetidae. Gene Ontology annotation, biological process: sterol biosynthetic process. Gene Ontology annotation, molecular function: C-4 methylsterol oxidase activity; iron ion binding. Bases 731 to 1645 code for a protein of 304 amino acids. The record is from RefSeq and is a predicted model, not a curated record. The transcript is spliced from 8 exons.
GGACGCGUGCGCAGACUGAGGUGUGACAGACGUGCAACCUCAGACGGCUCGAGACCGCACAGACCGCUCUAUGCCUAAUCCCUUACGACCCCAGCUGGGUUCUGGGGUAUCCUGAGUCGCGCCGCGGGGAAAGACGGACUGUAAAGCUGGCCCCGAGGGCGUGGCCCCUCCGACCAGGUCUCCAAUCAAGACGCCCUCCCUAAUGUCAGGGCGCAUUACGACUAUUGGUUGGUGGUGAUGGCGCAGGGCACAUGGGGUGUGAUUUCUCGUUCACAGAACAUCCACCCACGGAACCCCUUCUGGGUGAUCAUUAGCUGGGGGUUGGGGAGCGCCAUCAAACCAAGUCAUGAAUGAGGUCAGCUGAGCACGGCCUCCCAGGACUUGGCCGGAGCAUUGCCAUGGCAACCGGACGGCCUAUGCAGUGCAGCAUUACGGGCUGUGCAGUCGGCUCCUAGCGCUGCAAGCGAGUGCAGAGCGCCGGGCAGCCACGAGUCGGAAAGACGACCAGAGCCUUCCCCCCGCUGCCCUGCUGGGGACAGGGCUCUGUUGGCCGCGAGGCCAAGCUGGGAUGCACCGUCGCCUCGUGCUCUCCAGAGAGGCAAGAAGACUAAGGCCUCGCAGGAGCCCCGCCCCUUCCCCCGGGAGGAAGUGGGGAGCCUAGUACGGCUCCAGCCUCUAUCCCUCUUCAAGGGGCUGUAGAUGACAGGAGACAUGGAAAGCCCAAGACAUCAUGGGAAGUCCAGCCAGGCAUCUUCAGAGAUUUUGGGGUGCUUCUGGCUACUUUUGGCAGACCCAGUGGGAGAAACUGCUGUCUACAUUUGAAGGCAGAGAGUGGAUGCUGUUCCUUAUAGGUGCUGCCCUGGUGCCUGCACUCUGCUUCUGGGGCUUCAAUGGCCUUCUGCUGGUGGUGGACACAACAGGGAAACCCACCUUCAUCUCCCGUUACCGCAUCCAGCUGGGCAAGAAUGAGCCGGUGGACCCCGUGAAGCUGCGUCAGUCUAUCCGCACAGUUGUUUUCAACCAGACUAUGAUCUCUCUUCCCAUGCUGGUCAUCUUCUACCCCUUCUUCAAGUGGAGGGGAGACCCCUGCUGCCGAGAGCUGCCCACCUUCCAUUGGUUCCUCGUGGAGCUGGCCCUUUUCACCAUCGUGGAGGAAAUCUUGUUCUACUACUCACACCGGCUCCUUCACCACCCAACAUUGUACAAGAAAAUUCACAAGAAACAUCAUGAAUGGACAGCACCCAUUGGUGUGAUCUCAGUCUAUGCCCACCCUAUUGAACAUGUGGUUUCCAACAUGUUGCCAGUUAUGGUGGGUCCUCUAGCAAUGGGCUCUCAUCUGUCCUCCAUCACUGUGUGGUUGUCCCUGGCCCUCAUCAUCACCACUAUCUCCCACUGUGGCUACCACCUGCCCUUCCUGCCCUCACCUGAGUUCCAUGACUACCACCACCUCAAGUUCAACCAGUGCUACGGGGUGCUGGGCGUGCUGGAUCACCUGCAUGGGACUGACAUCAUGUUUAAGCAGACCAAGGCCUAUGAGAGACAUGUCCUCCUGCUGGGCUUCACCCCACUUUCAGAGAGCAUCCCUGAUCCUCCAAAGAAGAUGGAGAGCCUGCUUGGACCAUCCAGAGUGUUCCCUCACAAGUAGGAGGUGUGGAGACUGCCUGGGGGCCAUGCUGCCUUUAACAACUUGCCUCCUUGGGCCACCAUUCUGUAAGGACUGUACCAUUAGGGUAAGGGGAAUGCAAGCUUCCUGCCAGGACAAGGCCAUGGUAGGAUCUAGGCUUCCCCCAAACUACUUCUCAUGUUCAUUUGAACCAGGAGUUGACUUAGGAAAAAAGGACUCGCUAUUUGCACUGGAGACCAUCCAAUGGAGAAAAGUCCCUGAGAGCCUGGGGGAACCCUUUGGUCCUCUGCUCCAAUACCCCAAAGAGGUAGCUCCCCUGUGGCCUAGGUCGGAUACAGAGAAGGGGACGAUAGUGGGACUGGAGGCUUCCUGGCUCCACAAACUUCUUUCACACCCAUAGCCAGGGCACCCUGGGGGUAGUCACAGGCCACAUGUGUUGACAUGCUAGAUGUGGUCCCUGAUUCCUACCAAGAAAGCCUGGGUGAGUUUUGCCCUCUAAAGAUACAAAUCCUUCAGAAGAAGCCAUGACAGCCCACAAGAGCUUCUCAGUAUGAUGUGCACCCCAGCCCCUGUGCCUUAGCCUGUUGGUAUUGGGGCUGAACUUGUGUGGGGAAGACCCAAGUCAGUGCUCUCUAAACCCAAAAUAAUCUUCUCUCCCAACAAUGAGCCUCAGAAAACACAGCCCAAGGGCAGUCCCACCUUCCUUUAAAUAUCUACUGGAUGGUAAACAUGCCUGGGGAGUAGGUAGCAGUUCGCUUCUCUAGUCCAGUUCUCUAGGCCCCCACCCUGGCAGCUCAUGCUUAGGAAACCUGGGAUCCCAAGAACUUGGCAACUAGGUGGAUCUGGAUGGCUGCCUCCACUACCAUUUGCUAAAUCUCAGCACAACUGUGCCAAGCUUACAUUUUCAGUUCAAGUCAAGACUUCCUAUUGUGGCCUAAAUAAAAUCCUUUCUUAACACA